AUGAGUAAGCAACGUAGAAGAAAACACUUGCUACUUUUGUUUAUUGAAAGAAAGACACCUAAAAUUGCCCAAAUUUCAUUGCUUUCAUUCAAUCUAUCACCAACUGAUCAAUCCCUAACUAUUCUUAUUCUUGUUAAUCACUUCCAACAACCACCCCGCCCCAUCCGCCCACUUUACAAUACUAUAAAGACCCACCAAUCAAAAUCAAACACGUGUACGGAAAAUUCAGUUAUUCAGUUACUUGGCUUUUUAAAAUAAGCGGCGUGACGCCUACGCAUUUUCCUCUGUUUUCUCUUUCCAAACUUUCCUUCCAUAGCGUUCAUUUUUCUGCUUUGCAUUGAUCUAUGAUUGUGAUCAUAUAAAGUUGAUGAAUUCAAGAAGUGGUUCAGGAUCAUCAAUUGUUUCCCACAAGCAGGGAAACAGGAACAACAAUAGUUUUUCUUUCUGGGUUUUAGUUUGUUCACUUCCAAGUUUUUUGGGCACAUUAAUCCCAUUCCUUAGUUUCAACUAAUUCAAACCAUAAACCAAACAACCCAAAAACAUAAAACAAAUGGUGAUUGUAACUUCAGAUUGUGUUAGUAUUCAUGAUUUUUCUGACGUUUUUGGUCCAUUACCAUUACAACCUUCAAAUGAGACUUGUAUCCAUGAUUCCAAGGAUUCAAAUUAUUGCCCUAAAAAAGGAUUAGAGGAUGGAAUUCCUGAUAUCCAACGGCUGGAUCUUAACAAGAAUUUAAUUGGAGUAAAUGAUUUUGAAGUGCUUAAAGUUGUGGGUAAGGGCGCGUUUGGGAAAGUUUACCAAGUAAAGAAGAAGGGAUCAAUUGAUGAGAUAUAUGCAAUGAAAGUGAUAAGGAAAGAUAAAAUGAUUGAGAAGAAUCAUGUUGAUUACAUUAAUUUGGAGAGGGAGAUAUUGUCAAAAGUUGAUCAUCCCUUUAUUACUAAGCUUACUUACUCAUUUCAGACCAAAUAUAGACUGUAUCUUGUGAUGGAUUUUGUCAAUGGAGGCCAGCUGUUAUAUCAACUUGAUCAACAUGGCUUAUUCAAGGAGGAUUUAGGUCGAUUAUAUGCAGCUGAGAUAGUCUCUGCAGUUGCUUACUUACAUGGCAAAGGCAUCAUGCACAGGGAUCUUAAGCCUGAAAACGUUCUUUUAGACUCGGAUGGUCAUGUUAUGCUGACUGACUUUGGGCUAGCAAAACAAUUCGACGACACAACUAGGGCGAACUCUAUGGUUGGAACUAUAGAAUACAUGGCACCUGAAAUUAUUCUUGGCAAAGGUCAUAAUAAAGCUGUUGAUUGGUGGAGCGUAGGCAUUCUCUUACACGAGAUGCUUAGCGGAGAGUUACCUUUCAGUUGUGGAAAUAAGUACAAAUUACAGCAGAAAAUAAUCAAUAACAAGAUCAAGUUGCCCAAGUUUUUGUCAAGUGAAGCACAUUCUUUACUCAAAGGGUUGCUUCAAAAAGACCCGAGCAAGCGACUUGGAAGUGGGGCUAAUGGGGGUGACGAGAUACGUAGCCAUAGAUGGUUCAAGGGCAUCAACUGGAAGAAGCUGGAAAGAAGAGAAAUUCAACCAAGCUUUAAGCCAGUUGUUGGAGGAAAAGAAUGUUUUGUUAAUAUAGCUGAGGAAUGGACCAAAAUGCCUAUACUGGAUUCACCAGCAACAAGUCCAAGGAUAGGAGAGAACAAACAAAAUCUGUUCAAGGAUUUUGAUUGUAUCAUCUAAAAUCAUGUUUCCCAUGGAAUUGUAAAUACUUGGCUAACUGCCUCUUUAAUUACGAAUAUUGCUUCCUUCAAUCUUUUUUAUUUUUUUGUUAUAAAUUUUAUUCACACGAGUUUUUUUUUUUUUUUUGGGUCUGUUCGUUGACAACUAUACUUGAUUUAAAGGCAUUAAAGAGAUAUUAUAUCCUAUUUUGAAUGCGUAGCAAAUUGAAUAAGCUACCCAAAAUAUUUUAAGUUUUAGCGCAUUUACAAGAACAAAGCACCUCUUUUUAACUAGAUAGUGAUGCAUAAAUAAAAUGCAGACCGUUCCGUUUGAUCUUACAUUAAAAUCAGACCAAAUGAAAAAGGAAAAUUUAAUUUAAAAGGUACGAACUUUAGUUUAUCCGCUUUUAAAGGUUCAAACUUUCGUUUAUUUUUUAAAGGUUUGAACUUUCGUUUAUUUUUUAAAGGUUCGAAUUUUGAAGUGCCUCCACUUUUAAGGUUCUUUUUACCUUUAACCAGUUGAACUAGUUUUUCUUCUUCACCAAAAACAGCUUUCUUCUUCCGCAUCAAUGGCUUCUUCGUUUUCUUAUUCCUCAUCUAAAUUCAGCUUUUGAGUAUUCAACUUUUGAGCUUUCUCCAGCAAAAUGACCAAACCUAUUCAUAUUUAUUUUCAUUUUCAUUUUCAUUUUUCAGUUUGUAAAUUAGGAUUAAUAAAGCCAAACCCUUUCCAA
Messenger RNA from Amaranthus tricolor (Joseph's coat), 2426 nucleotides. Its product is annotated as serine/threonine-protein kinase AtPK2/AtPK19-like. The coding region runs from base 551 to 1717 and encodes 388 amino acids. Gene Ontology annotation, molecular function: protein serine/threonine kinase activity; ATP binding. Lineage: Eukaryota; Viridiplantae; Streptophyta; Magnoliopsida; Caryophyllales; Amaranthaceae. The transcript has 7 exons. Gene Ontology annotation, biological process: protein phosphorylation. The record is from RefSeq and is a predicted model, not a curated record.